This is a messenger RNA of Ziziphus jujuba (common jujube), 4228 nucleotides long. RefSeq lists its product as uncharacterized. Bases 519 to 2867 code for a protein of 782 amino acids. NCBI's taxonomy places the organism in Eukaryota, Viridiplantae, Streptophyta, Magnoliopsida, Rosales, Rhamnaceae. The transcript is spliced from 3 exons. The record is from RefSeq and is a predicted model, not a curated record.
AAAAAGAAAAAAAAAAAAAGACUUGCAUUCAGUCGUUCAGCUUCCCUCUCUCUCUCUUCUUUUUCUUCUGCGCUCACUCUCUAUAUAUGUAUAGUGUGUAUCUGCCUGUUGUUUCCUCCACUGUCUAGUCUGUCCAAUCUUCCGUCGUGCAGCUGAGCUAGACAAUUUAACAAACACCUUCCAAUCCUUUUCCAUUUGACGCUCUCCGGAAACCCCUUCUUCUUUCUCCGACCAUGAUCGUCGGUUCCGGUUAUGCUGCUCCGGCUAAACCCAAAAUCUCUCUUCCUUCCGGCGAUCAUUUGUUUCCCGAUAGAUGCUCCGAAGCACCACCGGCGCCAUGUUAGACCAAGCUUAACCCUAUAAUGUAAUAACAUAUAUCUGGUUCUAUUCUUGAACCACCAAAGAGAAAAGGAAAAAAGAAAAAAAGAAAAAAAAAAAAAACUGGUUAAAGUUUUGGUGCUUUUUUUUUUUUUUUACUAAACGUUUUCUUUUUUUUUUUUUUUUUUUUUUUAACUCCAAUGGCUUCCACAAAUUCAACACCCACCACCACCGACCCACCUCCCUCUGUGGAUGAUAUUGCGGCCAAAGCUUUGAGCAAGCGCUACGAAGGUUUGGUUACUGUUCGAACCAAAGCCAUAAAGGGUAAAGGAGCUUGGUACUGGGUGCAUUUGGAGCCCAUUCUCAUUCGCAAUCCAAACACAAACCUUCCGAAAGCCGUCAAACUCAAGUGCUCUCUAUGCGACGCCGUCUUCUCCGCUUCGAACCCGUCGAGGACUGCUACCGAGCAUUUGAAAAGGGGUACUUGUCCAAAUUUCAGCGCCGUUCUCAGACCCAAUUCGUCGUUUUCGCCAUUACCGAUAUCCUCGUUGCCUUCGCCGUCUUCGCACAAUCACAGAAAGCGAAGCUCUCAAAUGUGCAGUACUCCUCCUACUCCUCACGCUCCUCUCACCACUUCGAAUUCGUUGGAGGUUCAUUCUCUGGCGAUGAUCGAGUCGUCCCGUUACUGCGGCGAACUCGGUUACUCGCCGCCGCCGAACGCCGUUAACACGGUGAGCAACGCCACUGGAUUGUACCAGCACCAUUUGAUGUUGUCGGGUGGGAAAGAUGAUCUGGGUGCGUUGGCUAUGUUGGAAAACAGUGUGAAGAAGUUAAAGAGUCCCAAAGCUUCUCCGAGUCCUGCACUAAGCAAGGAACAGAUUGACUCCGCGCUUGAAUUGCUUGCCGAGUGGUUCUACGAGUCAUGUGGGUCGGUCUCUCUAUCGAGCCUCGAGCACCCAAAGUUCAGGUCCUUCAUCAACCAGGUGGGUUUGCCAGCAAUAUCUCGACGGGAGCUUUCGGGUGCUCGACUUGAUGCUAAGUUUGAAGAGGCCAAAGCAGAGUCGGAAGCUAGGAUUAGAGACGCAAUGUUCUUUCAAGUUGCUUCCAGUGGGUGGAAGAGUAAGAAUUUUUGUGGGUUCCCUUGUGGAGAAGAAAAUCUGGUCAAGUUCACAUUGAAUCUUCCUAACCGGACUAGUGUUUUUCAGAAGGCUGUGUUUACCGGUGGGCCAGUUUCAUCCAAAUAUGCUGAGGAAGUUUUGUGGGAUACCAUUCAAGGUGUGUGUGGGAAUAGCGUGCAGCGCUGUGUGGGAAUUGUUGCAGAUAAAUAUAAGGCCAAGGCAUUAAGGAAUUUGGAGAUUCAGAACCACUGGAUGGUGAAUCUCUCCUGUCAGCUUCAGGGGUUCAUUAGUUUGUUUAAGGAUUUGAACAAAGAGUUUCAGCUCUUCAGGGUUGUCAAUGAGAAUUGCUUAAAAGUUGCCAACUUUGUAAAUACGAAUUCUCAGGUUAGGAAUGUUUUUCUGAAGUACAAAGAACAGGAGCUUGAGUAUGCUGGAUUGCUCCGUGUUCCUUCUCCGAAAUGCGAUACUUCGAAGAACUUUGCACCUGUUUAUGCUAUGUUGGAGGAUGUUUUGAGCUGUUCAAGGAUACUUCAAAUGGUCGUGUUGGAUGAUUCAUGUAAAGCUACGUUCGUGGAGGAUCCAACUGGGAGAGAAGUUGCUGGGAUGAUUCAAACUGAAAGUUUUUGGAAUGAAUUGGAAGCAGUUUAUUCGCUUGUGAAGCUGAUCAGAGGAAUGGCUCAGGAGAUUGAAGCUGAGAGGCCAUUAAUUGGGCAAUGCUUACCUCUUUGGGAGGACUUAAGAGCAAAAGUCAAGGACUGGUGUGUCAAAUUCAGCAUUGCUGAAGGACCUGUCGAGAAAAUAGUUGAAAAGAGAUUCAGAAAAAACUACCACCCCGCUUGGGCGGCCGCAUUUAUCCUUGAUCCACUUUACUUGAUGAGGGAUACAAGUGGGAAAUACCUUCCACCAUUCAAGUGCUUGACGCAUGAGCAGGAAAAGGAUGUGGAUAAACUCAUAACAAGGUUGGUUACCCGGGAAGAAGCUCAUAUUGCAUUAAUGGAGCUCAUGAAAUGGAGAUCAGAAGGACUGGACCCACUUUAUGCUCGAGCAGUUCAGGUUAAACAGCGAGAUCCUGCAACUGGAAAGAUGAAAAUUGCAAACCCACAGAGCAGUAGACUUGUGUGGGAAACUUGCCUAAGUGAGCUUAAAUCCCUGGGGAAGGUUGCUGUUAGGCUUAUUUUCCUUCAGGCAACCUCGUGUGGAUUUAAGUGCAAUUGGUCAUUCAUGAAAUGGUUUUGUGUGCAUAGACACUCAAGGGUAGGUCUGGAAAGGGCUCAGAAGAUGAUAUUCAUAGCAGCUCAUGCGAAGCUUGAAAGACGGGAUCUCUCUAAUGAAGAAGAAAAGGAUGCAGAACUCUUUGCCACUGCGGGUGUCGAGGAUGAAAUGCUCAAUGAGGUCUUUGCCGAUGCACCCUCAGUAAUAGGGUUUGCUUGAGCUGGUUGGGUGGAAGGCAAACCAGAAUUGAGUCACCAGAUGGGUCAACCUCGGAAGAACACAAGAACGAAUCUUUGUAGCUAAAGAAGCACUUCUUGUUGAUUUAAUUCGGCAUAUCUCCUGGUAUGUCUGUUUCUGAAUAUGGAGAGCCCCACCAUGAGGAGUGGAUGUCCAUUUCAGUUUUUUGGUUGUCAUGGUCAACGAAAAGUGAGGUAUGCGGGGCCUUCUUUCUAAUCACUCCUCUUUCUCUAUGUUUUCUUGUAUAGUUAAUAUUUUUCUAAACUUGCAUCGCUUUAAAUAUUAUCGCUUGGCUUAUAUCGCAUCAUCCUUGGUAACUUGUCAUUUAAACAUUCCAAUUCUUGUGACAUUUUUACUCUCUAACUGGGCCCUUCUAUGGACUUUUAAUUUCUAACGUUGAAGAUUGAAGUUUCGCGGAGUUAUCAAUUAGGCUUGUUAUAAUUGCUAAAAAGCCUUGAGCAAAGCAGAAGCAAGGAGGGUUGUCGGCAUGAGGAGCCACAUAAAAAGACUGAAGGGGAUAUUGCAACAAAUUUGAACUGAUUCUGCAUGUACAUUUCAAUGGGCAAGUUGACUAUAAGUAGCAAGUUGUUGGUUCUUGUGAUGGUGGUAUUAUUUAAUAUUCUGUUUAAUUUUUUUGUACAUACAUAAUCGCAUGACUGCUUUUUUGCCGUCUGGCUCAUUAAAAAUCAUUUCCCUACUGUGAGGUUGAAACUGAGGAACUAAAACACUAAUGUUUGACAUGUUAUAAAUGUUAAUGCAAAAAUGUUUCUUUUCCUCAGGCUUGGAACUGAUUGUAUAGGGUAUUAAGGUUGUAAUGAACGUGACACAGUAUGUGCACCUUUUCCAUUCUGGGAGGUCUAAUGAAUUCUUGAUCGGUAAGGUUUCUGAUGCCAGACAGAAGAAGCAAUAAAACUCAGUAACCCUGUUUUUCUUAAUUUAUGACCAAACAAAGUGUCAAUUACAAUUGGAGAAAAGAGGGUGAGAUGUGGGAGAUACAGUAUGCUGACCAACAUAGCGUAUGAUUUAUUGGUUGCCCUUAUUUUAAAUUCUUCAAAUGGCAAAACAGUGCUCGAAGUUUGGUAGUGGUAUCAUACUGUUAUAGCUUUAGAUGCAAUCUCAUAAUAGGGAUGUUUUUAUAAUCUAUACCCAAUCAUAUCUUCUUAUCAUAGAAACCGAAUAAAGCUUUUUCACUCUCACUCGUCUCACUUUCUCAUUAGGGCUUUAGAAUUUACCCACCUACCAUAGUGUCAUCUAUUGCACUAAACUGUGAGAACAUGUCUCACAUGAUAUGUAUAUGUGACAAAAAUAUGAUAAUAUAAUAUAUACAUACAGAAUAUUUUAUA